Messenger RNA from Gadus morhua (Atlantic cod), 3468 nucleotides. It is a transcript of the gene tax1bp1b, whose product is annotated as Tax1 (human T-cell leukemia virus type I) binding protein 1b. The record is from RefSeq and is a predicted model, not a curated record. NCBI's taxonomy places the organism in Eukaryota, Metazoa, Chordata, Actinopteri, Gadiformes, Gadidae. The transcript is spliced from 18 exons. Bases 183 to 2648 code for a protein of 821 amino acids.
AGUUUUACCCGGAAGUGACGUAAUGUUUUGUUAUUCCAGGAAGAGGACUGGAAAGUACAGAACUGCGUAGACAAUUAUUCUGGCAGAUUUGUUCGAUUUUUCCUCUACAUUUAGACAUGACAACGUGCCACUGCUGAGUGUUUCACAACCCUCUUCAAGAGAGAACAUCAACAGAAUACAACAUGGACAUGUCAAACUUUGCCCAUGUCAUUUUUCAAAAUGUGGGUAAGAGCUACCUGCCACAUGCUGCUCUGGAGUGUCACUACACCCUAACACAGUUCAUCAAACCGCAUCAGAAAGACUGGGUUGGCAUCUUUAAGGUCGGUUGGAGCACUGCACGGGACUACUACACCUUCUUGUGGUCCCCUCUCCUGGAGAACUAUGUGGAAGGCACCACGGUCAACAGAGUGGUUGUCUUUCAGGGAUACUAUGUGCCAAACGACGACGGGGAGUUCUACCAGUUCUGCUAUGUGACCCACAAAGGGGAGAUCCGAGGGGCCAGCACGCCCUUCCUGUUCCGCGCCAACAGCCCCUCUGAGGACGAGCUCCUGACCGUGGAGGAUGAAUGCAACUCUGACAUCCUGGUGGUCACCACCAAGGCGGGCUUCCUCGAGCGCAAGAUGGAAGAAGCCCAGCGUGAGAAGGAAGAGCUGUCGGGAAACAUGGAGGUUCUGCAGCAGGAGAAGGAACAGCUGGAGGAGGAGAAGGAGCGCUUACAGAAGCGCUGUGAGCAGGAGGAGGAGAUGCACUCAAAGCUGAUAAGAGAGCACCAAGAGCUCCAGAACUCUUCCCAGGCCCUGCAGGAAGAGAGAGAGGAGGUGAAGAGGAGGCUGGAGGAGGCCACAGCCAGGGUCCUGCAGCUGGAGCAGGACCUGAUUGGAGUCACCCAGAAGGGUCUGCAGAAGGAGACUGAGCUAGAUGGCUUGAAAGAUAAAAUAAAGAAGCUGACAGUGGAGAGAGAGGCGUUGGAGUCCCAUCUGAAGAACGAGAAGGAUGAAAAGGAGCUCUACAAGAUUCACCUGAAGAACCGCGAGCUGGAGAACACGAAGCAGAGUGCGGAGCUGCAGCUGCUGAAGUCGGUGGACGUGAACAAGGACAACAGCAUCGCUCGCUUUAAAGAGGAGGUGGCGCGCCUCCAGGCCUGCCUCGCCGAGCAGGAGAAGCAGCACCUCCAGCUCCUGGCCAAGGUCUCCCCUCCGGGGGACAUGAAGGCCCUGAAGGAGCAGCUGAGGCAGAAGGAGGAGCAGCUGCACGCCACACGGCAGCAGUCGUCUAUGUUGGCAGCUGAGCUGCGGGAUGCCUCCAGCGCCCGCGACCACAGCAUGUCAGAGUUGUAUCGCAUGAAGCUUGAGGCGGACGCCCUGCGGCAGGCCAAGACCGACACCCUGGCCCAGUGCACGCGCCUGGAGCGCCUGGUGGAGCAGCUGAAGGCGGAGGCCAAGCAGGAGGCUGCCCGGGCGGAGGAGGAUGCUGUGGAGGAGCCAGUGGCGGAGCUGCAGAGAGAGGUGGAGGACCUGAAGCUCAGGCUCCACAUGGCGGCCGAGCACUACAAGGAGAAGUAUAAGGAGUGUCAGAGGCUGCAGAGACAAGUGUCCAAACUGUCGGAGCAGCAGGGGGAGCAGAGGAAGAGCUCUGCGGCUGAAGCUGCAACCGUUCAUGUGUCAGUGAGUCCGGACACCUCGGUUCCAGGGAGCCCGGGUUCAGCCGACCCCAUGCUAGAAGCGAUAAUCCAGGAGAAGCUCAAAGGCAUCAGCAGAGAGACCUCAGACAGGAAUGACAAGUACAGGAAAUGCAAACAACUGCUGACGGAGGAGAAGGAACGGAGCUGCAUGUUUGCCGAUGAACUUUCCAAAAUGGAGGUGAAACUGAAGGAGCAAGUGAAGACUAACGAUAACCUCAAACUGCAGCUGGCAGCGGAGGAGGACCGCUACAAGAGCCAGGUGGCGGAGAAAGGGCGCAAGCUGAAGGACCUGAAGGACACGCUUACCCUCCUAGUGAAGGAGAAGGAGCAGCUAGAGGGGGGUGUGAACAAGGGCAGCAGCAGGAAGGGGGAUCAGAGGGAGGCUGAGAGCAUUGAGGCAAGCACCCCCGUGUUCCUGCAGUACCCCAUCCCUUACACCCUGGACGCCCCCACUCCCAUGUUGGUCGCCCAGAGCUCCACCGAGCUGCAUUUUGGGAAUCCGUACUCUACCUCAGACCCACAAGGUGAGUCAGACGAAGACUUGUCCGACGAGCAGCUGCUCAGACUGCCCCCUUUGGGCCCGCCGUCCUGGGACAGCAACGUGGUGUGUAUUCAGCCCAGCCGCAACCUCAGCCGGCCCGACGACCUGGAGGAGCCCAAGGAGCAGCGCAACAACAACAACAGCAAUGGUAAUGAGCCACCGGCAGCAUACGACGCCCAGAGCCCCUUCAUGAGCGAGGCCCAGAGCCCCUUCUGCUUUGAGCCCAGUGUGGACAUGAAACGCUGUCCACUCUGUGAGGUCAUCUUUCCGCCCAACUACGACCAGAGUAAGUUCGAGGAGCAUGUGGAGAGCCACUGGAAGGUCUGCCCCAUGUGCAGCGAACAGUUCCCACUCGACUGCGAGCAGAAGAUCUUCGAGAACCAUGUUCUGACGCACUUCGACGGCAACGUGCUUAACUUUGAGUAGACAAUGGUUAAAUCCCAUCUGCUUGGCCUGUAUAUCUUCUCCGCUCAAUCACAUCAACUUCUCUUACCGCAUGUUCUAGUGUGAAGAUCUGCUCUUUAGGACCUUAUAGUAUUUUUGUUUUGUCUGCUGUUAUCUUUGUUAGUUCGAAGGUGGUUUGACAUAAAAAAACGUGAGAUUGUUUCUGACCUUCACUUAUAACCCAGGGCUUCUAUAUUCGGCGAUGAGAUGUGCAGAUCUAAAUAGGUUAUUUUUAAUGGUGCCUAAGUUCCUUCAUUUGGGUAUGACUUAAUUAAGAGCUAAGACUGUUCUUCACUUGGUUCUGUCGUAGCUCUAUUUUUUUCACUCGAUUUUACAAAUCAGGAAAAGAGGCAAAAUGUGUUUGUUUACCAAACGUACAUUGGACUCCAUCUAACAAAACUCAAACAACCUCUUCAGAUAGCAGCCUAGUGCACAAUAUGCAGGAGCGGAGAAGGAAUUGCUUGUGUGAUUACAUUAACAAAUUAUUUCAUGUGAUGAAAUCAUAUACUUUGUUUUUUCAUAUAUGUAAACAAUGAUGUUGUAAAAGCCUUGAUGAUUCAUGUACACUCUCAUCGAUUGUCUGUCUUGGUCAACUUCGGAUGUUUGAUUUCAUUAAUUAUUUCAGUAACCGUCUGGAUGAUGCCUUGCAUCUAUUUGGGUCUUUGGUGCAUGCCAGGCUUCUGUUAUUUCUUUCUGUUCUCUUCAGACUUCCAACGAUAACUUAUGUAUUUUAAAAUGUUUGAUUUGUUUUUAGCAAGCUCCAUGUAUUGCUUAUUAAAGAAUAAAGUCUGUUCAAAAGUCA